Messenger RNA from Selaginella moellendorffii, 2388 nucleotides. RefSeq names its product ABC transporter A family member 2. Lineage: Eukaryota; Viridiplantae; Streptophyta; Lycopodiopsida; Selaginellales; Selaginellaceae. Gene Ontology annotation, cellular component: membrane; intracellular membrane-bounded organelle. The transcript has 15 exons. The record is from RefSeq and is a predicted model, not a curated record. Gene Ontology annotation, biological process: transmembrane transport; lipid transport. Bases 1 to 2388 code for a protein of 795 amino acids. Gene Ontology annotation, molecular function: lipid carrier activity; ABC-type transporter activity; ATP hydrolysis activity.
AUGGAGGAAGGAGGCGAUGGCGGCGACACCAUAGCCAGCGGCAAGAGAUUGAAGACUGGAUGCGGCCUGUUCGCCCAGCAAUUCAAGGCGCUCAUGCUCAAGAAUCUCAAGGUCUCGAUGCGCAACAAGAGGGCUUUCUUCCUCCAGGUGGCCUCCUCUUUCGGCUUCAUCUUCUUGCUCUUCGUCGUCGAUCAGGCAGCUAUGGCGAGCCGCCGCAGCGAUGCCUACUACAGGGACGUGGUCGCAGCGAACCCUAAGCUUGUGGCUGCUAUCCCGGCUUGCGAGAGCAGCGCCUUUAUCCGGCCGCCGUGCUACGAUUUCUUGUGGAGCGACAGUAGUAAUCCGGAUUUCGCAGCCAUCGUGGAGAAGAUCAUGGCAAACAAUCCAGGACGACCGAUCCCUUCGCACAAGGUGAGAGGCUUUGGAUCAUCCAGCGAAGUGGAUUCGUGGUUGCUAUCAAACCCAAUGGCGUGCAGUGGGGCAUUGCAUCUCGAGCAAAGCUCCCCAGGUGUGAUCUCCUAUGGCUUACAAUUUAACUCCACUCCCAGCGGUGUUUUGUUGCGUGGAAAGCAUGAGAACGCACCCUUUAACUUCCAGCUGCCUUUGCAAGCGGCUGUGGAAAGGGAGAUUACUCGCUUUCUAACUGUGGUGAUUCUCAUCAGCAAAAUUGUUUACGAGAAAGAACUUAAGCUCAGGCAGGCCAUGUCGACGAUGGGCCUGUUUGAUUCCGUUUACUGGUUAACUUGGCUUACUUGGGAGGUUAUGUUGGCUUUGAGCUCUUCGGCCUUUCUAAUUAUUUCAGGGAUGAUUUUCCGGCUGAACUUUUUCUUGAACAAUAGCUUUCUCAUACUGUUUCUUAUAUUUUUCUUGUUUCAGUUUAACAUGAUUGGAUUCGCAUUUCUGUUCUCGACUUUUGUUACUAAGCUAGAAACUUCAAACUCCAUGGGCUUUUGUAUUUUUAUUUUUGGGAGCUUGACUCAGCUGGUGACAACGAUGGGCUUCCCUUACGACCCCCGUUAUCCCUCUUAUAUCAAAACGCUGUGGUCAUUCUUUCCUCCAAACGUAUUUGCCAUUGGACUCAUGUAUCUUGGAGAGGGAACUGCAACUAAAAGAGACCGAGGUCUUCUUUGGAAAGAUGUUUCAUCAUGUCCUCCAUUUCACGUGGACUGUAAUAUUGUGAUGGCGGAGGUUUUCGUGUGGCUCCUUGGAACAUUUUUUAUCUGGUUCUUUCUCGCAAUUUACUUCGACAACGUGUUGCCUGACGCAAAUGGCCUUCGAAAGUCCUUAUAUUACUUUGUGCGGCCAUCCUACUGGGCUGGGAGAUCUCGCUGCAAAAGAGGUACGCGAGCAUCUUCCACUGAAAGAGAUGGAACCGUGGAUCUGAAUGUGGCUGUACAGCUCAGAAACCUCACGAAAGUAUUUCCUGGUGUAAGAACAAGAGGACGCUGGAAGAAAUCACCUCCUUUUCAUGCACUCCAAGGGGUAAGCUUGGACAUCGAGAAGGAGAAAGUGUUUUGUUUGCUUGGUCAUAAUGGAGCUGGCAAGACGACAAUCAUCAACAUCCUCACGGGCAUUCUUCCUCUAACUUCAGGGGAUGCUCUGGUCUAUGGAAUGUCAGUUACGAACGGUAUGGCUCAAAUUCGACAUAGCAUGGGAGUUUGUCCACAGUUUAAUAUUCUCUGGGACGCGCUUACUGCGAUUGAGCAUCUACAAAUUUUUGCCAGCAUCAAAGGAAUGCAGCCAUCAAGAAGAAAAACGGAGUGUAAACGACUCUUGCUCAGUUCUGAUCUGUUGGAAUCAUCUCGGGGGAGGGUCAGCGCCUACAGUGAAGGGAUGAAAAGGCGGCUGAGCGUAGCAAUAGCUCUUAUUGGUGACCCGAAAAUAGUCUUCCUCGACGAACCAACAACAGGCAUGGAUCCAAUUUCACGGAGGAAGGUAUGGGAGAUCAUUGAGAAGUUAAAAACAGAUCGAGCGAUUGUCUUAACUACUCAUUCCAUGGAAGAAGCAGACAACUUGGGUGAUAGUAUUGCCAUCGUAGCAAAUGGCACACUUCGGUGUGUCGGUUCCUCGAUUCAGCUGAAACAGCAGUUUGGAGAAGGCUACAUCGUCACUUGCAGCGUUAAAAGCACGGAUAACAAAGCCGCGGUCAAGGAUUUCUUUAAGCUUUACAUGGACGUUGUAGCGAAGGAAGAGACCAGGUCUUACAUGUCGUUCAUUCUUCCGCGCCGAGAUGAAAAUCUACUUGCGGUUUUCUUUGAGUUGCUUCAGAAGAAGCAAGAAGAGCUUGGCAUUUUAGACAUCCAACUCAGCCUCUCAACGUUGGAGGAAGUUUUCUUAAACGUACUGGAAGGAACAGGACAAUCAUGCAAUUCAGAGCUUAAAGACUAA